AAAAUGGAAACUUUGUUCCAGCACCUGACUCGAGGCAACGCUCUGCUCCUCGUCGUGGUUUUGGGAAUCGGAGGAAGCUUUCAUCCUGGUUACCAUAUCACAGGACUGAGCUCUCCUUCACCAUACAUUCAACACUUCAUCAACAGUAGCUGGUGUGACAGAUACGACAAGCCUCCAUCUCCACAAACCGUCACCAUGAUAUGGUCCCUCAUUGUCUCCAUGUACGCUGUCGGUGCGUUCCUUGGUGUCGUCAGCGUUAACUUCUUCGCCCGGAGGCUUGGCAGAAAAAGAGCGAUGAUCUGCAACAGCUUCAUCUCCAUCGUCGGUGCAGGGAUCAUGCUUACAAGCAAACAAGCCAAAUCGUUUGAAAUGAUCAUUGUUGCAAGGAUCCUGUUUGGUUACUCCUCAGGUAUGGGGCAGAACAUCCACUUGAUGUAUCUGGUGGAGAUGUCACCCAGAAAGAUUAGAGGACCAGUGACUAUGACUUUUGCCACUUUUGUUUCGUUUGGGAAACUCUCUGGUCAGAUUUUUGGAUUGAGUGAGAUACUGGGUCGCCAGGACCUGUGGCACGUCGUCCUCUGUGUUCCUGCGUUCUUCUCAGCGGUUCAGAUCGUCGCGCUCCCUUUUUUUCCUGAUGCUCCAAGAUAUUUAUUCAUAGAGAAAGGAGAUGAUAAGGCAUGCAAGAAGGCCCUCCAGAGCCUGUGGGGCAGAGGUGAGUACAAACAGGAAAUGGACGAGAUGUUGAGCGAGCAGCAAGUUCUUGAAGCGGCUCCACCAAAGAGCCCCCUGCAGCUGCUGAGGGACAGGACCGUCCGCUGGCAGCUCAUCACCGUCUACACCGUCUGCAUGUGCAACCAGCUGUCAGGCAUGAACACGAUUGGCACCUUCUCUUUCGACAUCUUCCUGAAGACGGGCAUCCCACAAGACAAGAUCCGUUACGUCUCUCUUGGUCUUGGAGUUGCUGAAAUCCUCACCUCCAUCUCCUGUGGUCUUGUGGUUGAGCGCACAGGGAGGCGGCCGCUGUUCUGGGGAGGCUACGGUGUCAUGUCUGCAUCCUGGCUGUUGGUCACCAUCACUCUCAACCUGAAGGAUUUAGGCUCCUGGGUUUCAUAUAUUACUGCCAUGUUGAUCAUCUUCUUCAUCAUCGUGUUUCGUGGGGGGCCUGGAGCGGUUACGGCUACGCUCAGCAGCGAGCUCUUCGUCCAGUCUGAUCGUCUGGCAGCGUUUGUCCUCAUGGGGCUGCAGCUUUGGAUCACGUUCGCAGUGCUGGGACUGAUCUUUCCAUUCCUCAUUAAUGCUCUGGAUGCUUACUGCUUCCUGCUGUUCAGCGGUGUGUGCCUGCUGGGCAGCCUUUAUACCUUCUUCAUUCUGCCUGAAACUAAGGGCAAGACCCUGCUGGAGAUCUCCAAGGAGUUUAGAGCCAUCACUGUCUGUGGGAGAUCCUUCUCAGAGGGAAAAAAAAUGGAGACCAGGUUGUGA
This is a messenger RNA of Nematolebias whitei (Rio pearlfish), 1479 nucleotides long. RefSeq names its product solute carrier family 2 member 9, like 1 (gene slc2a9l1). Gene Ontology annotation, biological process: monosaccharide transmembrane transport. The transcript has 12 exons. The coding region runs from base 4 to 1479 and encodes 491 amino acids. Gene Ontology annotation, molecular function: hexose transmembrane transporter activity. Gene Ontology annotation, cellular component: membrane. NCBI's taxonomy places the organism in Eukaryota, Metazoa, Chordata, Actinopteri, Cyprinodontiformes, Rivulidae. The record is from RefSeq and is a predicted model, not a curated record.